Molecule: messenger RNA, 1294 nt
Organism: Pectinophora gossypiella (pink bollworm)
Lineage: Eukaryota; Metazoa; Arthropoda; Insecta; Lepidoptera; Gelechiidae
Product: prostaglandin reductase 1-like
Exons: 2
Coding region: 183-1190 (335 amino acids)
Biological process (GO): prostaglandin metabolic process
Cellular component (GO): cytoplasm
Molecular function (GO): 15-oxoprostaglandin 13-reductase [NAD(P)+] activity; 2-alkenal reductase [NAD(P)H] activity
Source: RefSeq, a predicted model, not a curated record
AUACAAACGUUAUCGCGUGUGCGCUUCGGGAUACCAAACACAAACGUACGAGUUGAAUGAAACGAGUGUGAACAUAAUAGGUAAUUCAAUUCAGUGGGUAAUUUAUGUUCGAAGAGGACACACGUCCCCUCUUUCACCAAAAUACCGACCGGCAUUUUUGACGUCAAAAGAACACAUCCAAAAUGGUGAAGCAACGAAAAUACGUGGUAAAGAAGCCAUUCCAAGGUUUACCGAAAAAGAGUGACUUUGAAAUCGUGGAAACCGAACUACCGCCACUAAAAGAUAAUGAAAUCCUAGUCAAGACUGAGUGGGUGAGCGUAGACCCCUACCUGCGAGCGUACAACUCCCGCUAUCCCGUCCCAUAUGACCAGUUCAGUUACCAAGUCGGAGUAAUCCUGGAAUCCAAGAGCGCCAAAUAUCCAGUUGGAAAAAGAGUAGUUUCCCACAAAGGCUGGUGCGACUACUGCAUCCUGGAUACAGUACCCACGAAGGAAUUCACCAAAAUGGUCUAUUUGCUACCGGACAUGCAAGGUAUUUCACCAUCCGUUGGAAUUGGAGCUGCCGGUAUGCCGGGUAACACGGCGUACUUUGGACUCUUGGAACUAUGCAAGCCUAAAGAGGGUGAAACAGUUGUUGUGACUGGCGCCGCAGGCGCGGUCGGCUCCCUCGUUGGUCAGAUCGCUAAGAUCAAGGGCUGUAAAGUUAUCGGUUUCGCUGGCUCCGACGCCAAGGUGCAAUGGCUGGAGAAGGAACUGGGUUUCGACAAGGCAUUCAACUACAAGACCGUUGACGUUAACAAGGCGCUGAAGGAAGCGGCUCCUAAGGGAGUAGACUGCUACUUCGACAAUGUCGGCGGCGAGAUCAGCAGCAUCAUCAUCAACCAGAUGAAUGACUAUGGUAGGGUUGCUGUGUGUGGAGCGAUCAGUGCAUACAAUGAGGACCCUACGAAGAUUCCCAAAGCGAGUAUACUGCAACCAGCUUUGGUAUUUAGGCAGCUGAAAAUUGAGGGGUUCCUAGUGUGGAGAUGGGGAGAACGCUGGACCGAAGGUGUCACUCAACUUAUCACAUGGAUUAAGGAGGGAAAACUGAAGGCCAGAGAGCACAUUACGGAAGGAUUCGACAAUAUCUUCGAUGCGUUUGUCGGUAUGCUGAACGGAGAGAACACUGGCAAAGCCGUGGUUAAGAUUUAAUGUGAUAUUCGUUUUUAUUUUAAUGUUUUGUUUUAUAAUUACACUCGUUAUAUGCCUUGCAUUCACAACUGUAGUUAUUAAUAAUAUACAUAUUUCUUUAUAAA